Molecule: messenger RNA, 1856 nt
Organism: Annulohypoxylon truncatum
Lineage: Eukaryota; Fungi; Ascomycota; Sordariomycetes; Xylariales; Hypoxylaceae
Product: cytochrome P450
Exons: 4
Coding region: 87-1742 (551 amino acids)
Molecular function (GO): monooxygenase activity; heme binding; oxidoreductase activity, acting on paired donors, with incorporation or reduction of molecular oxygen
Source: RefSeq, a predicted model, not a curated record
ACCAUCUCAUCUUCCAAUGCAACUGUCAUCAUUUAGGACACCACCACCUUGAUUACACAACAUAUCUCUUGUGACAUUCCUAAACAAUGGCUUAUACUACGCUAUUGCUGGCCGUCCCGGUCCUUCUCGGGGCUGUGUGGGUAGCCGACACCUGCAGACGCCUCUGGCGAAAUUAUUCGGCAGCUCGCACGAUCGGCGUUCCAAUACGCAUCAUCCCCUUUUCUCCUCUAAACCCGUUUUGGGUACUUCUCGAUAGGAAGGUUCUUAGUUUUAUCCGCCACCUGCCGUAUGGCGACAACAGCUUUACUAGGUACAAUUGGCGCGGGUGGGAAGUCGAGGACAGGUACCGAUCGCACCAUGAGAUGGGUGAUAUUUGGGUUUUGGUGACUCCCUUAAAGAAUUGGAUCUACAUCAAUGACCCGGAAGCUCUAAUGUCGGUUUUCCGGAGAGGAGUCGACUUUCCGAGGCCUUGCUUUGUCAACGAGAUUCUUAAUGUUUUCGGACCUAAUAUAGCUACUGCGGAAGGCCAGUCAUGGAAGACACAACGGAGGGUAGCGACUCAUUGUUUCAAUGAGCAGAACAACGAGAUUGUGUGGGGCGAGUCUAUCACACUAGCAGGAGAUAUGUUGCGUUAUUGGUCAUCGAAAAGCUCCGUCAAGACUACUGCCGACGACGUGCGCACUCUGUCUCUCCAUAUCCUUUCUCGUGCCGCCUUCGGAAAGUCUUUUAAGUUCGUUGGACACGAUGAGAGAGAUCAGUCUGCCAGUGUGUCUAAUAACUACAAGGAAUCACUGCAAACAAUACUGGAGAAUUGUGUCUUGAUUCUUGGGUUUGGUACCGAAUUUAUCGCAAAACCUUGGCUUCCGCACAAGUUUCGGGUGGUUCAUAAGGCAUGGGUCUCGUUUCGAGCUUACAUGACUAAUAUGUAUGAAGAGGAGAAGCGCGCAUUUGAUGAGGGAAGGAUGACCGAUCAGAACCUCAUGACAUUGUUAAUUCGUGCGUCGCAAGACGAAGCAAAGACUGAUGGUGGUCUAACUGAGAGCGAGAUCUACGGCAACAUGUUUGCGUUCAACUUUGCCGGCCACGAUACAACUGCCAAUACCCUUACAUUUGCCCUAUACUUCCUUGCGGCAAAUCCAGACGUCCAAGAUUGGAUAUCGGAAGAAGUAAGGAGCGUUCUAGGGGACAGCGACGUAAGUGAAUGGGAUUAUCGCUCGAAUUUCCCGCGUCUUAAGCGUUGUUUGUCCGUUCUGCUCGAGACGAUACGUCUUUACACCCCUGUCCCCGUUAUCAAGUGGACCAACGAUCGUUCGCAAACCCUUACCGUUGGUAAGAGAAUGCUGGUCCUUCCUCCGGAUAGUAUGAUCGCCCCGAGCUAUGGGGCUGUUCAGACAGAUCCUAGGUACUGGGGCCCGGAUUCGCUUGAAUGGAGUCCCUUGCGUUGGGUCAAGGCAGGGAGGCCAGGAUAUGAGGAUUCCAACAUGCCUGAACGCGGCGCUUUCAUUGGCUGGUCUGAAGGCACGCGGGACUGUCCAGGAAGGAAGUUCUCUCAGGUUGAGUUUGUGGCGACGAUCGCAGUGCUUUUUAAAGAUUGGCGGGUGUCUCCAGUCACAUUUCAGGAUGAAAGCCUCGAAGAUGCAAGAAGAAGAGUUAUGAACCUCAUCAAGACUGACUCGUUUGCGGUACUACUGCUCCAAAUGCUUCACCCCGAGCGAGCCCCUCUAGUUUGGCAAAGGCGCUAAAAAAUUACCUCUGUUUCAAAACUCCUCUUUAGUAAAUAUAUUAAUAGUCUACGGGUGGAGCUCGCUCUUAGAUCGUAUCGCUCAAAUAGCCAUUACCAUACCUAUGUACCUACC